AUGUUUGGCUGUCUUGUAGCUGGUCGUCUGCCGCAAACAAACUUGCAGCAAAUCGACGAGACGCACGCCAUCUUCGAACUUCACGAUGCUAGCACCAUAAACCACAUAUGCGUAUUCCUUUUGGGAGACGUUCCUUUCCCUGAUGGAUAUGGCGCGACCGUACACUUCCAUUGGCCCGGGAAGGGGUUCCAAUUGCUGGGCAUGCUUACAAAUGAGAAACCGUCGGCGAUGUUCCGCCUGCGAGGUACCUUCACCUCGCAAAGCUCGAACGUCGCACUCAAUGAAAACGCGCAAAUGGCCGGCGACCUCGUGGCAACCCUGGGUAUCGCCAUCGAGCCAUUGCACGUCAUUCAAGCCGAGAUGAGCUCGCUACCCUCAGCAGUGGCAAGAGCUUCUGCCACGACGGAUCCCACGGUACUCGCGGAGAAGAUCGUGAAGAACCUCUUCAAUUAUGUCUCGGGUUUCGUUGGGGGUAAUGGGCAGAGCAUCACGCCCGAGAGCGCUGUGCCGAUGGGCUUAUUGGCGAAGUGGGGUUACGAGGUAUACAAAUAG
Peniophora sp. CBMAI 1063 is the source of this 552-nucleotide messenger RNA. The record is from the annotation of a GenBank genome assembly. NCBI's taxonomy places the organism in Eukaryota, Fungi, Basidiomycota, Agaricomycetes, Russulales, Peniophoraceae.